AUGUCAGCACAGUCUAACCCUGUCAUGAAAGAAGCUCAUCGUAUUGCUAAAGCCAACGAUCAGCUUAUCACAAAAAUUGAUACAGCACGAAAGACGAAUGCUCAAAUGCCAACUAUUGAAUACAUCGUUAUAUCGACUCAUUCACCAGAUAGUAAAAAAUUGUCACUGAACGUACGUGAACACAAAAGUAGCAAACCGGCUUCUACCAUUAUUAAUUCAUGGAGGAAUCUUAUUGAAUUAACCGUUAUACCUGAUUUAUUUAAUGAUAACUUGAAUUAUAAGUGCGAAAAAUACUCCGAUCUAGUGCGACUGAACAAAGAAAUGUUUGUCGUCGCACAGAAAUUUGAACUCUUUGGUGAUAGCGCCAGAGCAAAAGCCGAGCUUGAAAAGUUUCUUACAAAUUUCCAGUCAUUACACAAUAACGGUUUUAAACAAGUUGAAAAGCUAUUGGCCGAACCACAUAGUGAUCUACAACAAAUAAGCAAAAAAGUUAAUGAUAUUAAUUGUCAAAUUGAAAACAUGGCAAAUAUAAAUUUGAACACUCGUUUUCAAAGUGCACAAAUUACAUGUGAGUAUUGUGGUAAAGCCGAUACACCACUGACAAGAUACUCAGAUGGUUAUCUUUGUUGCACUAACGGUCCACAUCCAAAUUCAAACGCUUACCAAGGACAGCCUGUAACGGAUACUUACACGUAA
Didymodactylos carnosus is the source of this 696-nucleotide messenger RNA. The record is from the annotation of a GenBank genome assembly. Lineage: Eukaryota; Metazoa; Rotifera; Eurotatoria; Philodinida; Philodinidae.